GAGGAAACCGAUUGCGAACUACGACAAGAUGGUGAUUAUAUGUGGAGAAGACCGAGCAUACGGAGGGAUGUCAGAAACCGGUGAGGAUAUUAGGAAUGAUAAAUCAUUUGGUGCAGAUUCGAUUGAGACUAGUGAUAGUUUACAAGAAGGUGUCAAUGAUGUUGAUGUCACAUCACCUCAGAUCAGAGUCCGAGAUGAACCUAAGUCCAAGCGGCCAAAGAAAUCCAAGGAUAAGGUUGAAGAUGGAGGAGUAACCGCAGCACUUAUGACGAUUGCUGAAGCUUUUAAGGAUAGCACUUCUGCGCUUCGUGAGAGCACGUUAGCUUAUGAAAAAUCUCAUCAAAAGCUUCCGAUUUCUGAAGUUGAGCUUUGGAAGCUUUUGGAGGAUUUGCAUAUUGAAAAUCAUUUGAUCAACCGAGCAUAUUUGUACCUUCUCAACAAUCCUGAUAUGAUCAAAGGACUCAUUGGAUGCCCGAAGAAUAAACAGAAGGAGUUGCUUAUUGAAAUGGUGUUUGGUCCACCGGCAUCUACUACCAGGCCAUAUUAGUGAAGGCAAGUGUGUGUGAAAGUCGAGCUUAUUUGGAGUGCAUUGACUUCUUUAUGUUAUUGAUUGGAAUGCGCUAG
Molecule: messenger RNA, 624 nt
Organism: Cuscuta europaea
Lineage: Eukaryota; Viridiplantae; Streptophyta; Magnoliopsida; Solanales; Convolvulaceae
Source: the annotation of a GenBank genome assembly